Molecule: messenger RNA, 3912 nt
Organism: Saccostrea cuccullata (small rock oyster)
Lineage: Eukaryota; Metazoa; Mollusca; Bivalvia; Ostreida; Ostreidae
Exons: 9
Coding region: 101-2008 (635 amino acids)
Molecular function (GO): protein binding
Source: RefSeq, a predicted model, not a curated record
ACCUAUGACGUCAGGGACGAUGAAGGGGCUUUCCCACUUCGAAAAAUACAUUCGUUGCGUAUUAUAAUAGCAUAAGUGUUGAAGAAACUUCCGUAACUUUAUGAUCAAGAAUUUAAGAUGGCAAAAAGUUGUUGAAAUGGGUACAGACAAUCUAGGGUACAAAAGAGAAGCCUCGGAACAAGAUGAUAGUGUGGAAGACCUUGUAAAUAUAACGAAAGGACUGACACUGUCCAAAAAGAAACAAGAAGACAAACCAACAGAGGACCUUAUUGAUCUAUUAGACAGUCUUAAACUUAAUGUUACCAACAAACGAGGGGGAAGCAAGUCCAACAAAAAUCACAGGAACAGUGCUGAAUUUCAAAAGAGGGGUCCUGGACAAUUUACCCCCCUAGAAACUGGUUACUGGCCCCCCAUAACUUCCACCAAGAGAGAACCAGAUUAUCUCUAUGGCAACAAUGUCAACCCGGAGUAUUCCUGGUCAGCUAUAUCAAAGGAGUAUAACUAUGCCCCUGGGAUGGACUCUAGCUGUACCAUCUGGAAUAAAGCAGCCCAGAACUACAGUCUUAUCAACCACCAAAAUAAAACGGCCCAAAAGAUAAAGGAGCUGUCCAAUAAGUACCACAAUGACCCGAACAGGUGUCAGAGAGCUGGCCAAGACUUAGAUGAACCAGAUGGAAUGACUGAUCAGGACUUGGAAAUUGAUGGCUGUGCCCCAACAAUGCCAUUAGAUAGGAGCAAACUGGAGGAUAUUCCAAUAGAAUGCCCUACACUGGAGUUGAUCAACAAUGUCAUCAGCCAAGACAAAGUGAUGUUGUCACCGUCGUAUAUUGGACUGUCCUCCCCCUCGUACCGACGGACUUCCCCGUUCUAUGCAAGCAGCCCUUCCUCUGGAUAUUCAGGGUCCCCUCCCCCUUUCUAUUCCAAUGAGCCAUCUCCAUCUUACACCCCCUCCCCCUACCCUGCCCUCUCCCCUCCCACAAUGACUCAGAUUAAUAGGUCACCACAGCACCUAGAAUCUGUCAAUCUGGACUUCCAAGACUUAGAGGAGAUCAAGAAAGAAGAUUUAGUGGGAACACAAAGGAAAACAGACAAUUUUUCACAAAAGACCACAAAACGUCCUAGCAGUGCUGACGAUGAGUCUAAACCCUCUCCUCCCAAACGUACAAAUGUUGAUGCAAUGUAUGAUAAAGAUCUGGAUGAAGAUAACAUUCUUCACUCCCUGAUGAUUGCUGGCUCCCCGGUAGAACUGGUUGAAUACGUACUUAAUCUUCUGAGGGUUGAUGGAGAAGAUGUCCUCAAGAAAAUCAUCAAUGACCAAAACAACAUGCAAAGGACUCCUUUAUUUCUGGCUGUGUUAGAGGGGAGGGCUGAGGUGGUCAAACUAUUACUGAAGUACGGAGCGGAUCCUAACAUUCAGGGGAAGGUCAUCGUCAGAAUAGAUCAGUACGAACUCCGAGCCCCUCUACACCUGGCAGCAGAAAUGGGAGAUGAGCAUCUAGAAGUACUUGAUGCUCUCAUAGACUGUGAGGAAACUGACCUUGACAUUCGUAGUUUAAGUGACAGGGUAACACCACUGAAUUUAGCCCUGAUGACCCAUAGGAGCCGGAGAAGUCCAGCCUAUCCCAGAAGCUGUAGUAAGUGUAUCAAGGCCCUAGUGGAGGCAGGCGUGGACACAGAUGAAAUGGAUGACAAGAGCAGUAAGACCCCCCUCAUGUUAGUGAUAGACACUAUGGACUUAGAUCUCAUUAAGUUUUUUCUGUGUGCGGACACAUCAACUCAGCAUGCCGAUGUCAUGUCCAAGUUACAGGCAGUGACAAGAGGUGGCGACACACCUCUACACAUUGCAGCGGGUGUUAAAAUGAAGAGCAGCAGAGAAAAACAAAAACUGUUACGAAUCCUGAUUCGACAUGGUGCUGAUGCCAAUGCUAAGAAUAACGUCAAUGAGGUUCCCAAAGAUAUUGCUACCAAUGAAGUGUGGAAGGACAUUUUCAAGGAGAGUUUUAAGUGAUCCUCUUUGCGUGACUGUUUUGGACUCCAUUAACAGCGACUUGCUUAAGUGUUGUGAUACGACAAGACCUCCGUGGAAUACUUGUGACAAGAGUCUACAACUUCAUCCUUAAAAGAGUCAGCUUUAGCAGAGCCUCACAAAUGUUGUUUUAUAUGCAAAAAGUAUUAUUUGUUUUUAUUGGAUGUGUAAAUAAUUUAUUUUUUCAGACAUUCUUGUACAUUUUUACAUUUUUUUUCUUCAUAUUUCUGUGUUAUGAAAUGAUGGUAGUUAGUUGUUGAAAUACUUUUCUUGCUUUAAGAGUCAUAUUUUAGUUAAUAUUUUAAUGCUUUUGGGGUAGUUGUCCACCAGAUGUGUGAAAUACAUUCUUUAAUUUUUUCUUACACUUCAAAGCUUUAUCAGCAAUAUGUAUCAAUAUAGGUUUAUAUGUAUAUUUUGAUCUACAUAAACAGAUUAUUUAUUCCCAUAUUAUUACCAAAUCUUUUUAACAUUUUAAACUGAUAACUGUAAAAAGUCUGUCUUUUUAAGGAUGCAGUGAAAAUGGUACUGAACAUUGUAUGCCUGUGUACAAAGUGUAAAUAGCUGUUAUGAAAAUCAUACUUUUUUAUAUAAAUUGUUGAGCUAAUUAUGAAGUACUGCUAGUGAUGUGUGGAAAAGAUGUACAGAAAAGCACAUUUUUUAAGUAUUUUAAGGUUGUGAUGGAUUUAAUACCUUUUUUUUAACAUACAGGAGAAUGAUUACAUGAAUACAGAUUUUUAGGUACAUAACUUAAACCAAAAACUGCCAUUGGUGAUUCAUAUUCUUACAUGUAUAAAACUCUUGCCCUCUUUUCUUUCGUAAGUAAGAGAUUUUUUACAUUUAGAAUAUUGAAAAACAUGUUUUUUUAAUUCAACAUUUAAAAAUUAGUUCAGUUAUAACAUACUUUAAAGAAAACAACUUGGGCAUUCUUGAUAACAUGUGAGUGCUGUGUGAUUCUAGCACGUUGCACACUGGUGUGUAAAUGUUGAUGGAGAAAUGCUGGUCAGAUCUCCACAUUUACCAAGGUCAACUAGAACUAUGAUUAACAUGAUUAACAUCACAGAUGAGACAGGGACCAAACAUCUGUCAAGUGAUGGUAUAUAACGAGGGGUUAUAUGUAAAUCUAUCAUUAUCUUCACAGACCAACAGGAAGAAUGCUCUAUAAACAUGACAAAGCCUUGAUAUUGAAUCCUUGUUGAAAACCAUUUAGUUAACUUAAUUAGUUCAAUUGGUUUUAUUUUAGAAAAAAAAAUGUUUCUGAAUUCUUAUCAAUUAUUUAAAAAUAUAUAUGUAUGAAUAUUUUAUAUAGUGCUCAGUUUACAUUUUUUUUUAUUUGUUCAUUUGUUUGCUAAAGACAAAGAAAUGGUUUAUAUCUUUGGCAUACAUUCAAUUAAUUAAUGCUUUAAAAAGAAUGAUGAAUGUGCAAGCCUAUGCAAAUGUAUAUUUGUUCAAAAAUGAGAAUUUUUUUUAACAAAAAGCUUUACAAUAAUUAAGCAUAAUGAUGUAUAUACUUAAAUAUAUUUAGAUUUUGACUUUGAUAAUUUUUUUUUUAUUAUUACAUGUAUAUUAAUUUCAUAACAAAAAGACUACAAUAUUCUUUAUGGGGUAUUUCACAUUGUUAUAAGUGUUACCUAUGCAAAAUUCUUGUGACUGUUUCGAUGUGUUUGACCCAAAGAUUUUACUUGAGAACUGAUUUCAUUCAAAUUUCUUCUACAAUUAUUCAAUUGAAAUGUUCUUUUUAUUUUCUGCAAAAAUGUUGUGUAUUUUGCAAACAGCCACUCCAAUUACUUUUGCAUAAUUUCUGAAUAUCAUUGUGAAUUUAAUUUUUGUACUUAAAAAUUAUCUUUUAUUCAUUUAAUCUAAGAUAAAUAAUAAAGUAAUUUUAACUU